UCCCCUUUGCUCUCGUCAUCGCCGUCGCUGACGAUCAGCCCAUCUUACUACAAGCUUUCCGAUCUGAGGACGAGCAACACUUAUUUGUUCAUGCAACUCCAUGACAAUUCAUUCCGCCCUUACGACCUUCCAGGUUCAUUAAUACACUCCCUACCCGCAUGCCCCAUACUAGAGAUGACCUCUCAGUGCACUGACAAGUGUGUCGUCCCCAGUUGCCACAUUGCAGACGGUGACAUGAUCUGCGAUAGCGCCUGUGUUCCUGACGAGGACUGCGGUGAUUGUUCUGGUCUUGAAGAAUUGGUACGCCAUAUUGUGGUCUGGCAAUGCUGCACCGAUUAUCAUUCUUAUCUAUCCCAGCCAAAGUCCCUUGACCCAAGUCUCACACAGUUCAACUGGAACCCACAGUCAACAAAUGGUUUGUGUGGAUGCGACGAGAGCGACUACAGCGAACAACAUGUACCCCGAUUUUCUCCAGAAUACAGUACCAUAGCCCGGCCUUUGGGUAACGCUUCUCCCGAAUGUCUGGCGUCAUCUACUAGCUCAGCGUUUUCUUCACCCCACAUUUCCCAGGCAGCGACUCAGUUCACACCCGUUGGCCUGCCACAACACCUACCACAGUUCUCACCAGAUAUGUUUACUUGUUUGUGGGGGGACUGUAAGGCUACAUUCCCAUCUCUUAUGGAGCUAGUCGGGCACGUCAACUUGGACCAUCUCCGCCCUCCAAGUUUAACGAAGGAAUCAGCCCCUCAGCAGGUAUGCUCAGACGCUUCCCAGAAUCAACAAUUCGACACCAAUACUAUGUCGUGCCACUGGGGAGACUGUGUUAUGUUACCCUGUACAGAAUCAAUUUCAAGCUCUUCGACAACCGUGUUUACAGAUACUGUCCUUGACGCUCUUACUACACACUUGAUGCAAGAUCAUUUUGGUAUCAAUUACCCUUUCCCACAAUCGAUGAUGGCGCGCACGGCAUUACCACCGGAAAUUAUUCCCCAUGACGAAACAUCCACAGACGUCCCUCCCUAUCCUUCACCUCUGGACAAGUCUUAUCCGCCAGACUCCCCCUCCCCGUUCACAGACGCCAUCAAACCUUGUAAAUGGAGUGGGUGCACGCAAACAUUCUCUUCUCCUGAUGACCUUACAAACCACAUCCUCUCUGCCCACAUCGGCAGCGGUAAAGCACACUACGAGUGUUGCUGGGAGGGUUGCUCUCGGAAUGGGACGCAAGGAUUUUCAAGUAAACAAAAAGUCGCACGGCACAUGCAGUCGCACACAGGACAUAGGCCAUUUAAGUGUAAAAUAUGUAAUGCACAUUUCUCAGAAACAGCUACGCUGCAACAGCAUAUGCGGAGGCAUACCCAAGAGAAGCCAUACGUUUGUGAUUUUCCCGGGUGCGGCAAAGCGUUUGCUAUCACGGGUGCAUUGACGAUUCACAAGCGGACGCACAAUGGUUUCAAGCCGUUCAAGUGCAAGUUUUGCGAGAAGUAUGGGGUUCUUCUAUUUGAUGUUGGAGUGCUGAUGUAUUGUCUUUCUUCAGGGCUUUCGCUGAGUCGUCGAAUCUGUCGAAACAUUUACGAACGCAUACAGGUGCACGCCCUUAUCCCUGUCCUGAGGGUGGGUGUGGAAAGUCUUUCGCGAGGCCGGACCAGCUUGCGAGACAUAUGGGUGUACAUAGAAAGAAGGACCCAGGACUGGGAAUGGAAUGAACACCUUGGGAUAAAAUGUGUUUAGUCAUUAUGUAUCUAUUAUGAAGAUAGUCCACGAGUUUUCGCAGUGGUGUCAAGCUAUUUAAGUUCACUUGAGCAAU
Molecule: messenger RNA, 1804 nt
Organism: Suillus bovinus
Lineage: Eukaryota; Fungi; Basidiomycota; Agaricomycetes; Boletales; Suillaceae
Exons: 7
Biological process (GO): regulation of transcription by RNA polymerase II
Cellular component (GO): nucleus
Molecular function (GO): zinc ion binding; DNA-binding transcription factor activity, RNA polymerase II-specific; RNA polymerase II cis-regulatory region sequence-specific DNA binding
Source: RefSeq, a predicted model, not a curated record